Molecule: messenger RNA, 4899 nt
Organism: Mustela lutreola (European mink)
Lineage: Eukaryota; Metazoa; Chordata; Mammalia; Carnivora; Mustelidae
Gene: TNS2
Product: tensin 2
Exons: 29
Coding region: 159-4391 (1410 amino acids)
Biological process (GO): peptidyl-tyrosine dephosphorylation
Molecular function (GO): protein binding; protein tyrosine phosphatase activity
Source: RefSeq, a predicted model, not a curated record
CCUCCACUUCCAGGGCCGGGCUUCUCCUCACACCAGCCAGACAGCCUACCCUCCACCCAGGGGAAGCAGCUGCCUCCGCCAGGCCACUUCCAGGAAGCCCCGGGCCGGGCCCCAGCAUUGUUCAGGUCCGCAGUCAGCACCCCAGCCAGCCGGACAUCAUGAAGUCCAGCGGCCCCGUGGAGAGGCUGCUCAGAGCCCUGGGGAGGAGGGACAGCAGCCGGGCCAGCAACAGGCCCAGGAAAGCUGAGCCACACAGCUUCCGAGAGAAGGUCUUCCGGAAGAAGCCACCAGUCUGUGCAGUGUGUAAGGUGACCAUCGAUGGGACUGGCGUCUCCUGCAGAGUUUGCAAGGUGGCAACACAUAGAAAAUGUGAAGCAAAGGUGACUUCGUCCUGUCAGGCCCUGCCCCCUGCGGAGCUGCGGAGAAACACGGCCCCUGUGAGGCGCAUAGAGCACCUGGGAUCCACCAAGUCUCUGAACCACUCAAAGCAGCGCAGCACUCUGCCCAGGAGCUUCAGCCUGGACCCGCUUAUGGAGCGCCGCUGGGACUUGGACCUCACUUACGUGACGGAGCGGAUCCUGGCCGCCGCCUUCCCCGCGCGGCCCGACGAACAGCGACACCGGGGCCACUUGCGCGAGCUGGCUCACGUGCUGCAAUCCAAGCACCGCGACAAGUACCUGCUCUUCAACCUUUCAGAGAAAAGACAUGACCUGACCCGCCUAAACCCCAAGGUCCAGGACUUCGGUUGGCCUGAGCUACAUGCACCCCCGCUGGACAAGCUGUGUUCCAUCUGCAAAGCCAUGGAGACGUGGCUCAGUGCUGACCCACAGCAUGUGGUCGUACUGUACUGCAAGGGGAGCAAGGGCAAGCUCGGGGUCAUCGUCUCUGCCUACAUGCACUACAGCAAGAUCUCUGCAGGGGCAGACCAGGUACUGGCCACGCUCACCAUGAGGAAGUUCUGCGAGGACAAGGUAGCGGCAGAGCUACAGCCCUCCCAGCGCCGAUACAUCAGCUACUUCAGCGGCCUCCUGUCUGGCUCCAUCAGGAUGAACAGCAGCCCUCUCUUCCUGCACUACGUGCUCGUGCCUGUGCUGCCAGCCUUUGAACCUGGCACUGGCUUCCAGCCCUUCCUCAAGAUCUACCAGUCCAUGCAGCUGGUCUACACCUCUGGAAUCUACCACAUCACAGGCCCUGGGCCUCAGCAGCUUUGCAUCAGCCUGGAGCCAGCCCUCCUCCUCAAAGGCGAUGUUAUGGUGACCUGCUAUCACAAGGGUGGCCGGGGGACAGACCGGACCCUGGUGUUCCGAGCCCAGUUCCACACGUGCACCAUCCACGGGCCACGACUCACUUUCCCCAAGGACCAGCUAGAUGAGGCCUGGGCUGAUGAGAGGUUCCCCUUCCAAGCCUCAGUGGAGUUUGUCUUCUCCUCCAGCCCUGAAAAGAUCAAAGGCAACACUCCACGGAAUGAGCCUUCGGUCUCUGUUGACUACAACACCGCGGAGCCCGCUGUGCGCUGGGAUUCCUACGAGAACUUCAACCAGCACCACGAGGACAGUGUGGACGGCUCCCCAACCCACACCCGAGGACCCCUGGAUGGCAGUCCUUACGCCCAGGUGCAGCGGGCCCCCCGCCAGACCCCGCCAGCGCCCUCUCCGGAGCCACCUCCACCCCCCAUGCUCUCUGUCAGCAGUGACUCUGGCCAUUCGUCCACGCUGACCACGGAGCCCGCAGCCGAGUCACCUGGCCGGCCGCCCCCAACAGCUGCUGAGCGGCAGGAGCUGGACCGCCUCCUGGGUGGCUGCGGCGUGGCCAGUGGGGGCCGGGGAGCUGGGCGAGAGACAGCCAUCCUAGACGACGAAGAGCAGCCCCCCACGGGUGCAGGCCCGCCCCUUGGGAUGUAUUCAGGCCACAGGCCUGGCCUCAGCCGCCACUGCUCCUGCCGCCAAGGCUACCAGGAGCCCUGUGGGGUCCCCAAUGGGGGCUACUACCGGCCGGAGGGCACCCUGGACAGGCGGCGGCUGGCCUACGGGGGCUACGAGGGGCACCCCCAGGGCUACACCGAGGCCUCCGUGGAGAAGAGGCGCCUCUGCCGAUCACUGUCUGAGGGGCCAUAUCCCUACCCUCCCGAGCUGGGGAAACCAGCCACCGGGGACUUCGGCUACCGGGCCCCGGGCUAUCGGGAGGUGGUGAUCCUGGAGGACGCCGGGUUGCCUGCACUGUGUUCGUGCCCUGCCUGUGAGGAGAAGCUGGCGCUGCCCACUGCAGCCCUAUACGGGCUGCGGCUGGAGAGGGAGGCCGGAGAGGGGUGGGCAGGCGAGGCCGGCAAGCCUCGCUUGCACCCGGUACGGACGGGGCACCCGCUGCCCCUGCUGGUGCCUGCCUACGGCCAUCACCAUGCCCCGAUGCCCGACUACAGCUGCCUGAAACCCCCCAAGGCGGCUGAGGACGGGCAUGAGGGCUGCUCCUAUGCCAUGUGCCCUGAGAACAGGUAUGGGCACCCAGGGUACCCUGCCCUGGUGACCUACAGCUAUGGAGGAGCGGUUCCCAGUUACUGCCCAGCAUACGGCCGGGUGCCCCACAGCUGUGGCUCUCCAGCUGAGGGCAGAGGGUACCCCAGUUCUGGCGCCCACUCUCCACGGGCUGGCUCCAUAUCCCCAGGCAGCCCGCCCUACCCACAGUCCAGGAAGCUGAGUUACGAGAUUCCUGCGGAGGAGGGAGGGGACAGGUACCCCAUGCCUGGGCACCUGGCCCCAGCAGGCCCCUUGGCAUCUGCAGAGUCCCCUGAGCCAGGCUCUUGGAGGGAGGGCCCAAGCGGGCACAGCACCCUACCUCGGUCUCCCCGUGACGCUCCGUGCAGUGCCUCUUCUGAGCUGUCUGCGCCUUCCACACCCCUGCACACCAGCAGCCCAGUCCAGGGCAAGGAAAGCACCCGACGGCAGGACACCACGUCGUCCCCCACCUUGGUGCCCACUCAGAGACUAAGUCCUGGCGAGGCCUUGCCAUCUGUUCCCCAGGGAGGCGCUGAAAAGGCUCCCGAGCUGCCAGGAAGAAGCGGGCUAGAGCUUCCGGUGCCUAGCCCCUUCUCCCCAACCUCCCCGCCCAGCUCACCCAGUGACUGGCCUCAGGAGAAGAGCCCUGGGAGCCGCUCCGAUGGUGCCAGUCCGAGGGGCCCCGUGCCCACCACGCUGCCUGGCCUCCGCCAUGCCCCCUGGCAGGGACUUCGAGAUCCCCCAGAUAGUCCGGAUGGGUCCCCCCUCACUCCUGUGCCUACCCAGAUGCCCUGGCUCAUGGCCAGUUCAGAGCCAUCUCAGAGCUCACCCACGCCUGCCUUCCCCCUGGCUGCCUCCUAUGACAUCAAUGGCCCCACCCAGCCCCCACUUCCCGAGAAGCGCCACUUGCUGGGACCUGGGCAACAGCCAGGACCCUGGAGCUCAGAGCAGGCAUCACCACCAGCCAGAGGCACCAGUCACCAUGUCACCUUUGCACCUCUGCUCUCGGAUAAUGUCCCCCAGCCCCCAGAGCCUCCUAUGCAAGAGAGCCAGAGCAACGUCAAGUUCGUCCAGGAUACAUCCAAGUUCUGGUACAAGCCACACCUGUCCCGUGACCAAGCCAUUGCUCUACUGAAAGACAAGGAUCCUGGGGCCUUCCUGAUCAGAGACAGUCAUUCAUUCCAAGGAGCCUAUGGAUUGGCACUCAAAGUGGCCACACCGCCACCCAGCGCCCAGCCCUGGAAAGGGGACCCCUUGGAACAGCUGGUCCGCCAUUUUCUCAUUGAAACUGGGCCCAAAGGGGUGAAGAUCAAGGGCUGUCCCAGUGAGCCCUACUUUGGCAGCCUGUCCGCCCUGGUGUCCCAGCACUCCAUCUCCCCGCUGUCCCUGCCCUGUUGCCUGCGCAUUCCCAGCAAAGAUCCUCUAGAGGAGACCCCAGAGGCCCCAGUGCCCGCCAACAUGAGCACAGCCGCAGACCUCCUCCGUCAGGGUGCUGCCUGCAGUGUGCUCUACCUGACCUCAGUGGAGACGGAGUCACUGACGGGCCCCCAGGCAGUGGCCCGGGCCAGCUCAGCAGCUCUGAGCUGCAGCCCCCGGGCCACCCCAGCAAUCGUCCACUUCAAGGUCUCGGCCCAGGGCAUUACACUGACAGACAACCAAAGGAAGCUCUUCUUUCGCCGCCAUUACCCAGUGAACAGCAUCACCUUCUCCAGCACAGAUCCUCAGGACCGGAGAUGGGCCAACCCUGACGGGACAACCUCCAAGAUCUUUGGUUUCGUGGCCAAGAAGCCGGGAAGCCCCUGGGAGAAUGUGUGUCACCUCUUUGCAGAGCUUGACCCAGAUCAGCCUGCAGGUGCCAUUGUCACCUUCAUCACCAAAGUCCUACUGGGCCAGAGAAAGUGAAGGCAGGCCACAAGCUCAGAGCCCACCUCAACACCGCACGCCUCUCAGCACCCCACAGUCCUCACUUCCCCUGGCCCGGGCGCAGGAGACCCAGGAGCCAGCCACCAGCCCCCAUAGGAAGGGGUAAUGGGCCUCAGCCUGGGACACUGCUCUCCUUCCCUGCCCCAGCCUGCUAAGCCAACUGGAUAGGCCUGUGAGAUGACUUUGCAUGUGAGCAGAUGGCAGAGAUGGGCGUGUGAAGGGUGAGGAGGCAGCAGUUGGAACCCUGGAGGGGAUCUCUGGACAGCCCCGCCUGCAGGAGAACAUCAGCCUGGAGGGUGAACCGGGCCUGCCAGCUCUGCCCAGUGGCAGGUCCCAGCCUGGCAGGGAGAGGCGUAAGAGGUGAGGAGAGCAAGGCACUCCCUCCUCUGCCUCCCCCCACCGAGCAGAGAGAUCAGAGUGGGAUCACAUGAAUAGGGGGAAAAAAAAAGAGUCUAUUUUUGUCUAAUAAAGAAUUUCUAUAACAUUA